Messenger RNA from Alternaria arborescens, 2805 nucleotides. RefSeq lists its product as hypothetical. NCBI's taxonomy places the organism in Eukaryota, Fungi, Ascomycota, Dothideomycetes, Pleosporales, Pleosporaceae. The coding region runs from base 1 to 2805 and encodes 934 amino acids. The record is from RefSeq and is a predicted model, not a curated record. The transcript is spliced from 3 exons. Gene Ontology annotation, molecular function: DNA binding. Gene Ontology annotation, biological process: regulation of DNA-templated transcription.
AUGGCAAAGUCAACGCAGAGUAAUCCCCGCGAGGUCCCUCUACGUGAUACCUCGCCUUUGCACUUAAGCAAGAACGACUGGGGCGGAAUACCUGUUCCUAUCAGUCUAAUACACAGAUUGGAAUUCUGCCUAUCAACAUUGAGUUCUCAGUCCACUCAAGGGUUUCGUAUUCCGUUGGUAAUCAAAACCCAUGGAGUCGCAACAAACAUCAACAUUGAUGUGUACGACAAGUCACAGACCCUUCCUACCGACAGCGGUACCACGCAAUUGGAGCCCUCUCUAGGCGAUAUCAAGAUAUCUGAGCCAGAGCUGCGAUCCGAGCAGCUGCAACUUCCGCCGCAACCGUCGCUUCGACAAAUUCUCAAGGUCCGUCGUCGCCUGCUCAGCUCGGCCAUGAAACACGAUAACAUGGACGCAGUCAUGGAUCAGCAACCUAUUACAACCAUCGAGGACUCCGAGACCGAGACCGACGAGCUCACUUUUCUUACGUUUUCGCCUUCCAAGGACUUGGCUCAUUCCAGCAGCAAAGACGAGGCGAAGCUAAUGGGUCAUCGAAAAUCUGAUCAUUUCCACGAAUUGAUCAAAGUAGAACCCAGUAAGAUUAAGGCAGAAUUCAGUAAGAUUGAGGCAGAAUUCAGUGAGAUUAAGGCAGAAGCCAGUGAGAUUAAGGCAGAAGUCAGUGAGAUUGAGGCAGCAUUCAGUAAGAAACGGAAGAAUCCUGACGACGAUGCAUCUCACUACUCGGGGGUUUUGGUCGACUCAAGCGAUGAAGAAAACGACAGCGAGGGCAUCUUGGAUACCACGCGUAUCUCUACGGACCCCAAAGAAAUGGCCAUUCCCGUAAUCGUUCCAAAGCACGAAAAGGUCGACCCUGUCAGAAAAUGGCUUUAUGAGCAUCCUGCCUGCCCAUAUCCUACUAUGGACGAGAAGAUAGGGCUGGCUACUGCUGCUGGCCUCACAACCCAGCGAUUGAGUUGUCGCUUGGCUAAUCUUAGGUUACGUCUUAGACGCGAACUCCAUGAACUUGCAACAUACACAGACAUUGAUACGUACAAUACACCGCGACCCAAGUCACAGACCCUUCUUACUAGCAGCGGUACCACGCAGUUUCAGCCCUGUCUAGACGAUGUCACCAAAUCUGACCCGCGCACUAUUCUUAGAUCUUCAACUCACAAAAACUUGGUCCAUCCUAGCAGCAAAGACAAGGCCAAGCUGAUGAACUAUCAAGGAUAUAAUACUACCGAUGGACCGGACAAGGCAAGAGUCAGUAAGAAAAGGGUGAAUUCUGACGAUGAUGCAUCCCACUGCUCUGAGGCUUUCUCAAGUGAGGAAGGAGACGACAGCGACUACGAGUGGGAUAACAUCAUUACAUGGAACUACUCUCAACACGAUGCACUACUCUCCUUCCUCCCGUAUAUCCGCGGUUAUGACGAAAAUACUUCUCCCCCGUGCAGCGACUCCCCAGAAAGCGGAAGCACUACCAGUGGUACGACGAGCGAUACUCCUGCGUCGUCAUCUGCAUCUAGUCUUUCUGGAGGAACUGACCCUCAAGGAAACGGAUAUACCCCACCAAGUGCUGGGACAGGGUUCCCAGAUAAUGGUAGCAAUCCAGUUCUUGGAACCAAGGAGGGGUUUGGGGCAAAGGUCGCCGUCCCCCGGCCUCUUCCCCUCAUCUGCUGGUAUUCUGCCGCUGGCAUAGCUUGUAAUGCGAAGCAUGUCUCGAGCUCGUGUAAAACACGAUACUUGUGGUGUGAUCAUGCUUGGGGCAAGGAUGAAGGUCUGAAUCAUCGGCUAUCUGAUGCGUGCCAGCGGUGUAAACGUUUGUUUCUUACCGAAGAACUUUUGGAAGAACACCAUGGAACUUGUCGAAAAUUGAUCCCCUUAGAGCUGGAGGAAUUAAAUAGGAUACCCAACAGACUCGGGAUAUCUCGCGAGUGUAAGAAAGCCAUCGAAGUUCUCAGGAAACGUAUCGAAAAGGAGACAAAGGGUGGUAAGCCGCCAGCCCUUCACGAUGACGACACUAUGACGCUGUUGGAGCAACGAGUGGACAGCAAUGUUUCGCUUUACAUAAACGGGUCUAACGCAAGUGAGAAGACCGCUAGGUCUGAACUGUGGAAGUGGUAUUUUAUCUUCAAGAAGUUGCGGCCUGACGACGAGCUUCCGAGAAAUCCAUUCCUUCCAGCACAACAGCCGUUAGGACUUGAAUUGAGUCUUGGAGAAAAACCCAGGGCUGACGCUCGCCUCAUGUUCAUGUGCAACCUCAACCAGGACGAACGCCUCUCUAAACUCGACAACGACCAGCGUACCGCUCUGGGCCGCGUGUUCCUCAAUACUCUAGAGAUGCUAGGUCUCAAUCAAGCAAACAAUAGACGCCGGACUGCUCAGAAUUCUACCAGAAAUCCACGGAAAAGGCAGAGAAUUUCCCCACCGGAGAGUUGUGAGCGUGCACCAGAUUCAACUUAUCUUACUCCGGCACCUACGACACCAGCACUGGCACCAGCUCCGAUACCAAUGGAAGUUCCUCCAUCUGUUCGGAAUCCAGUAAACUUUCAGCAUUCUACAUUCACACCAGCCGAAGUGCAAAACCGACUGCUGCCGCAAAUACCGUCAUCCGUCCCCCAAUCAUUUAUGCCUAGCACUGAUAAUCUUUGGCUGCUACAACAGCAGCAACAACCACAACAACAAUUGCAGCAGCAACAAGAAGCAGAAAAUGAUCAUUCGCUUUUACCCAUGGGCGACCUCGGUUAUAUCAAUUCGUGGAUAGGCUACGAUGAGCUCACAGAAUUUGGAACUCGAGAUUAUUAG